UCUUAAACCAUUCUUUUGUUUUAAAUAUUGAAAAGAAGAACGGAUGGCGAAAACAUGGGUAGCUGUGGUGUUAUCCGUGAUGCUACUCGUUUCCAUAAACUCGGUGGCAAUUUGGGCUGAGGAGGAACAGCCUACGAUUGGGACGAGGAUAGACUCAGCCGUGACAGGCGUCACCAAUGCAUUCAAUGAACACGGUGGCCCAGACGCCGUUGAAACCGUAUCUUCCACAGCAAAGUCCGUUUACGGAUGGUUUGGUGAUAAAGCCAAGGAAAUGGGAAUUCAUUUCUAAAAGGAGGAAUAAGGAAAGGUGAACUUAUAGAUGUGGUAUCAAUCAAAACAAAAAAAAAGCUUGACCUAUCUGUAAUUGAUUUUAUCUAUUUUAUCUUCAUUCUUCAAUGCAUUAAUAUGUAAAUGUAACCCAAUAUCUUUAAACAAAAUGUUAUCACGUCAAUCUCGGAUGCAAGUAUGAUCAUUACAU
This is a messenger RNA of Brassica oleracea var. oleracea, 478 nucleotides long. RefSeq lists its product as uncharacterized. The record is from RefSeq and is a predicted model, not a curated record. The transcript is spliced from 2 exons. Lineage: Eukaryota; Viridiplantae; Streptophyta; Magnoliopsida; Brassicales; Brassicaceae. Bases 44 to 289 code for a protein of 81 amino acids.